CUAGUGGUAAGAUAGAAGUGUGUACACAUAUCAGUCCAAGAAAUCAAUUAGGAGCUUGGCAAACCAUUUCAAUGGCGACUGCAUUUCUUUCUCCUAUCUCUACCCAUAUUUCCAUCCCCACCCAAGGCCAAAACCGUGAAAUGGGUGUUGCCUCAAAUGGCCUCUCUCAAUCUUCUUUUCUUGUUGGAACCAAACCCAUCUCUUCUUCAACCCUUUUCUCCAAGUCUCUUCAACAAAAACCCAUCUUUAAUCGAAGGUCGUUCAAAUCCCCUUGUGCUCAGAAAUCCUCGUUUGAUCAUAUUCCCCACAAAUUCAGGCAAGAUAAUCUCAAAGAUGGCUUGAUGGAAAAUUUUAAAAAUGUCCCUCAAUAUCUGUAUGGCCUCAGUCCUUCACAAAUGGACAUGUUCAUGACAGAGGAUAAUCCAGUUCGCCGGCAAUCAGAGAAAGUCACAGAGCAAAGCAUCUCAUCUGCUAGCAAUUACUUGGAUAAUGGUGGUAUGUGGAGUUUUAGAGGCAUGGCUGAUAGGGGUCCAUCAAAAUAUAGUAUGAGUGUUAGCAUGUAUCGCGGUGGAGCUAGAGGGUCUGGAAGACCGAGAACAGCCCCUCCUGAUCUUCCUUCCUUGCUGUUGGAUGCUAGGAUCGUUUAUCUUGGCAUGCCAAUAGUGCCUGCUGUUACUGAGCUUCUCGUUGCUCAGUUCAUGUGGUUGGACUAUGACAAUCCCUCAAAGCCUAUAUACCUAUAUAUUAACUCAUCUGGAACACAGAAUGAGAAGAUGGAAACUGUGGGUUCAGAGACAGAGGCAUAUGCCAUAGCUGAUACCAUGGCCUAUUGCAAAUCAGAUGUCUAUACUGUGAACUGCGGCAUGGCAUAUGGUCAAGCAGCUAUGCUUCUAUCACUUGGAACAAAGGGCUAUCGUGCUCUGCAGCCAAACUCUUCAACGAAACUGUAUCUACCUAAGGUCAACAGAUCUAGCGGGGCUGUGAUAGAUAUGUGGAUCAAGGCAAAAGAGCUGGACGCAAAUACCGAGUACUAUUUUGAACUCUUAUCUAAAGGCAUUGGCAAAUCAAAAGAAGAACUCGAGAAAGAUAUUCAACGCCCGAAGUACUUCCAGGCACAGGAAGCCAUAGAUUACGGCAUUGCAGACAAGAUAAUAGAUUCAAGAGAUAAUGCAUUUGAGAAACGGAACUACGAUGAGAUUCUUGCUCAAUCAAAGGCGGCAAGGAGAGCUGGACCUGGUCAAGCAGCUGCAGCACCCUCCGGUGUCAGGUGAUAAGCGCAAACAUCAACGUGUCGACUACAUUGGGCUGUUGCUCAUGUGCUCCUUUACUAGCCGUACAAGUCGCAAUGUAUUGCAGCGAGUGUACUGGUAAAUACUGAUUACUAGGGGAUAAGCGGAGUUUAAAUUGCUAAUUUUUGUUGUGGAAAGUUUAGCUGUAACUGUAAUGAUGCUGCAAGUUCUGUUAUAGAAAAACUAUAUACGUGUUCAUAAGUUUCAUUCCAAAGUAAUUUGGGCCAUGUCAUGCAUCCCAUCUUUUUAUGGGCUCUA
Messenger RNA from Amaranthus tricolor (Joseph's coat), 1547 nucleotides. RefSeq names its product ATP-dependent Clp protease proteolytic subunit-related protein 1, chloroplastic. The record is from RefSeq and is a predicted model, not a curated record. Lineage: Eukaryota; Viridiplantae; Streptophyta; Magnoliopsida; Caryophyllales; Amaranthaceae. Gene Ontology annotation, cellular component: endopeptidase Clp complex. Bases 72 to 1271 code for a protein of 399 amino acids. Gene Ontology annotation, biological process: protein quality control for misfolded or incompletely synthesized proteins. Gene Ontology annotation, molecular function: serine-type endopeptidase activity; ATPase binding; ATP-dependent peptidase activity. The transcript is spliced from 9 exons.